AUGAGUGAGGCAGGCUCGUCAUUCCCAGUCACUGGCGAUGACACAUCAGAAAGCGACCCUUCUACAGCUCCUACCAGCAAGUUCCCGACUCCGGCUGCCGCCGACAUUCCAGAAGCCUUGAAAUCACACAUUGAGGUCAGGGUCCCGUCUGGCGGCCCUGCGCGACAGCGCCAUGACCGCAACAGCGAGUACGCAAUGAGGCCACGAACAAUCAUCGCAGACAGCGAAGAAGAUGAAAACGACGAAGACUCGUUUCAUAGCGCUGUUGACUACACCAUGGCCCGGGACCUUCAGAAGCUCGAAAAUAAAAAAGCGGGAUCUUCGACUCCAUCCGCCACUACCAAGCGCGGUAGAACCUCGACUGUUUCAUCCAUCGCAACUGGCCAUCCUUCAAAGAAAGCAAAGAUCUUGCACAGCGGGAUCGAUGUUGAUGAUGAUGCUGCGCUGGCGCUUCGGCUGCAGAAUGAUGAGUACAUCAAAGAUUCAGACGCCGAUUCAGACGCCGACUCAGACGCCGAUUCGGAAGAUGAUAUGCCUUUGAGCGCUACCCGUAAGAGGCGCGCGGCUACCAUCAACUCCAGAGUCGGAGCAGAAUUGCCCGGUGAUCUCCUGAGUGCCGAGUCUGAUAACCUGCCCCCUGGCUACGCUGCGACGGAAUCUAGUGCGAUAUCGUCCAUUGGCUCGGGGCUGGAUUCCGCUCCUACUAGUGAUUCAGAGUCGGCUUCCACUGCUCCUGCGCGCCGCAUCACGGAGACACGGCGAGGAUACGUACGAUCUCGUCAUACCGGUCGGGCUCAAAAAGAGCGCAACAGACUUGAAAAACACCAUUCGGAAAUCCUCACGAUGUGGGAUGACUUGCGGGCUAAGCCAGUCAUUAAUGCUGGCAAAGCUGAGCAGCCGCUGAACAUUUCACGUCGGUUGAAGCCGUUCCAGCUUGAAGGUCUUGCUUGGAUGAAAGAGAUGGAGAAGCAGGAAUGGAAAGGUGGCCUGCUGGGCGACGAAAUGGGCCUAGGAAAAACCAUACAGGCCGUGUCGCUCAUCAUGUCUGAUUACCCAGCCAAGCAACCGUCUCUCGUGCUGGUUCCUCCAGUUGCACUGAUGCAGUGGCAGUCUGAGAUUAAAUCCUACACCGAUGGAACCCUCAAAACGUUUGUUUUUCAUGCGACAAACCAGCAAGUCAAAGGCAUCACCAUCAAAGAGCUCAAGAAGUACGAUGUCAUAAUGAUGUCGUACAACAGUCUUGAGUCCAUGUACCGGAAGCAAGAGAAAGGCUUCACGCGCAAGACUGGCAUUCACAAAGAGCAGAGUGUAAUCCACUCUCUGCACUUCCAUCGGAUCAUCCUCGAUGAAGCGCACAGCAUCAAGACCCGUAGCACCAUGACUGCGAAAGCCUGCUUCGCCCUGAAGACAAACUACCGGUGGUGCUUGACAGGCACUCCAUUGCAGAACCGUAUUGGGGAGUUUUUCUCUCUUAUUCGCUUUCUCAAUGUCAAGCCGUUUUCCUCAUACCUGUGCAAGCAAUGUCCUUGCUCAACGAUGGAGUGGUCGAUGGAUGAGGAGCGAAGAUGCUCACAAUGCAACCAUUCGGGUAUGCAGCAUGUAUCGGUCUUCAAUCAGGAGCUGCUCAAUCCCAUUCAGAAAUAUGGCAACAUGGGCCCUGGUCGGGAGGCCUUCCAAAAGCUCCGCCUCAUGACUGAACGCAUCAUGCUCCGGCGCCUCAAAAAGGACCAUACCAACUCGAUGGAGUUGCCUGUGAAAGAAAUUCAGAUUGACCGGCAAUUCUUUGGCGAGGAAGAGAACGAUUUUGCAAACAGCAUCAUGACGAGUGGCCAACGCAAGUUUGAUACCUACGUUGCUCAAGGUGUUUUGCUCAACAACUAUGCCAAUAUCUUUGGUCUGAUCAUGCAGAUGAGACAAGUUGCGGAUCACCCAGAUCUCAUUCUGAAGAAGAAUGCCGACGGUGGGCAGAAUGUCCUUGUUUGCUGCAUCUGCGACGAGCCAGCUGAGGACACGGUCAAAAGUCGUUGCAAGCACGACUUCUGCCGUGCCUGUGUGGCUGGAUACGUCAAAUCCACAGAUACUCCUGACUGCCCGCGAUGUCACAUCCCUCUCGCUAUCGACUUGGAGCAACCAGAGAUUGAACAGGAUGAGAACCACGUCAAGAAGUCGUCGAUUAUCAAUCGCAUCAAGAUGGAGAACUGGACCUCUUCGUCAAAGAUUGAGCUUCUGGUUCAUGACCUACAUCAGCUCCGCUCGGACAACGCCACCCACAAAUCCAUCAUCUUCUCGCAGUUUACCACCAUGUUGCAGUUGAUCGAGUGGCGCCUCCGUCGUGCCGGCAUCACCACUGUCAUGCUCGAUGGCAGCAUGACUCCAGCCCAGCGUCAGGCCUCGAUCGAACACUUCAUGAACAACGUGGAUGUUGAAUGCUUUUUGGUUUCGCUCAAAGCUGGCGGCGUGGCCCUGAACCUGACUGAGGCAUCCCGUGUCUUCAUUGUUGACCCGUGA
Messenger RNA from Emericellopsis cladophorae, 2508 nucleotides. RefSeq lists its product as uncharacterized. Gene Ontology annotation, molecular function: ATP binding; metal ion binding; ATP-dependent chromatin remodeler activity. Bases 1 to 2508 code for a protein of 835 amino acids. The transcript has a single exon. NCBI's taxonomy places the organism in Eukaryota, Fungi, Ascomycota, Sordariomycetes, Hypocreales, Bionectriaceae. The record is from RefSeq and is a predicted model, not a curated record.